GCAAAGAGGAGGAACGCUUCAUGCUCGUUCUGGCUGUCAUGGCGGACGGCAAAAAGGUUUCACCGCGCAUCAUCUUCAAGGGCACGCCGUUCACCUCCCCAACCGUGAGCGGCAAUGGGAAGAGCACCCUGCCGCGGAAGAACUCCGUCGCGUGGGAGAUCCAUCCUGCGAACCGCGCCAAGCACGGCCACCCUGCCAACGGCAUGUCCUUCGGCGUGCAGGAGAAGAGCUGGAGUGACCAGCGGGAGUGCAACGGGUGGACCUCGGGCAGCUGGAAGCUCCGUCCCAACAACGGCAGCAUCGUCCAGCAGCGCCCGUGCAUCCUGGUGCUGGACGACUUCAAGUGCCACAAGGACGAGGGUUUCAUCGCCGCCCUCAAGAGAGACGCCAACACCAUCGUCAUCUUCAUCCCAGGCGGGUUGACGCCCUUACUCCAACCGCUCGACCUCAACAAGCAGAUGAAGCGGCUGCUGCGGGGCAAGCACACCGCCUACAGCUCGUCGGCGGUCGCAGACGCCCGGUCGGGUAAGCUGAAGCCACCGGAGCGUGGGAUCGUCUCUACGUGGUGCAAGGAAGAGUGGGAGUCCAUCACCCCCGAGACGGUGAAGACUUGCUUUAAGAUCUGUGGUCUCACGCUCGCGCUCGACGGCAGCGAAGACCACGCCUGGUGCGCGCACAACUUCGGGGAAGACUACCGCGACCUUCUCGAGGAGCAGCACGCCGUGUGGCUCGCUGAGCACCCCAAUGUGACUCUCCCGCCGCUCAAGCUGCCGAAGGUACCAGGGGGGUUCGACUCCAACCCCAUCACGGCUGCUCAGAAGGAGGUCGAGGGGAAGUUGCUGCCUACGUCGCUGAUGGGAGCGACAGCGAGGUGGAGGUCGUGGAGGGCGACAGCGACGUGGAAGUCGUGGAGGGGCAGGAGGGGGGGUCUCCGAAGGAGAAGUAAUCGAAGUUUGAAUCAUAGUUCUUUGGGAUUGCCAGUGAGAUUGGAUGUGUUUGCGAUGGUAGGGGCGCGGGCACGAAGUAGAGUUCAACCCGCCUAGGUAAUACAGUAGUAGGACGUUGGUAGCUCGUAGUGGUAGUUUGGUGUGAUUUAUUACUUCGUUUUAGGUUUCAUCUGCGUUUAGAUUUUUUUGUUGAGUGGAUGCCGUUUGCCGAUUUGCAGAUCUUGAUUCUUCAGAACGAAAAGACG
Molecule: messenger RNA, 1192 nt
Organism: Ectocarpus sp. CCAP 1310/34
Lineage: Eukaryota; Phaeophyceae; Ectocarpales; Ectocarpaceae
Source: the annotation of a GenBank genome assembly